UGUUAACAAUGGAAAGGAGAGAAGGGGGUCCCAAGUAGAAUUUAUUGUUUCUACUUCACUUCUCAUCGCAUCCAUUUUGUUUUCUUUUAAUUUAAAUGUUGUUCUGAAAUCUGAUGGCAUGCUUAAACAUGUACAACUCCGAGCACAAUGGUCAUAAUCAUCAUCAACAACAUCACUGCGCUUCAAUGAGCCCCAGAAUCUCUUUCUCGAAUGAUUUUGUGGAUGUCCAACAAGCCAUGAAGCAAGAAAGAAGCUCCAGAUCAGAAGCGCCAGUGUCCUCAGACUUCGAAUUUUCAGUCACAAACUAUUCUAUGAUGAGUGCUGAUGAGCUUUUUUCCAAGGGAAGGUUGUUGCCUUACAAGGAUAAUUGCAACAACCCUAUGCAAAGGGCCACCACCACUCUCAAGGAAGAGCUUCUUAUGGAUGAUGAUGGAUAUGAGGGUUUUUCUCAAAAGCCACCAAAGGGGUCGUCAACAAGGUGGAAGGGACUUCUUGGUCUGAGAAAAAGUCACAUUGGCUCCAAAAAGGUUGAGAAGAGUGAAGGUUCUUCAGACAGAAGGUCUAUGUUGGUCAAUCAGGGAGCUUCACUUAAUAUGAAUUCUCAGGAGCUGUUGAAUGAAGGAGAGUCAAGUGGCAGAGAUUUGGGGAUUGGGAUGUAAGUUAUGGCUGAAGGAAGUGUUGAAUUUGUAGAGGAUGGACCCCAU
This is a messenger RNA of Gastrolobium bilobum, 704 nucleotides long. RefSeq lists its product as uncharacterized. The coding region runs from base 114 to 659 and encodes 181 amino acids. The transcript is spliced from 2 exons. NCBI's taxonomy places the organism in Eukaryota, Viridiplantae, Streptophyta, Magnoliopsida, Fabales, Fabaceae. The record is from RefSeq and is a predicted model, not a curated record.